AAGAAGAAGAAGAAGAAGAAGAAAACGGAAGCGAAGUCCAGGAAAUAUGGAGAAUCCGGAGUUAUCUUUCACUUUGGCUUAUACCGUGUUUGCUGUUUGUCUCAUCUUUACACCGAACGAAUUCCGCGCAGCAGGUUUAACCAUCCAAAAUGCGUUUUCGAACUGGCUGGGCAGUGAGGAUAUUGACUUCAUCGGGCAUCAUUUGAGGAGGACCAGCCUCACUGUGUUGAUCCACAGUUCUCUUCCUCUAGGUUACUUCAUGGGAAUGUGUGUUGCUGCCCCAGAAAAGAACCUGAUAUAUGUUCACCAGAUUAGUGCCAGCUGGAGAGUUUUUCUCUUUCUCUCUGUGAGCCUUCAAUUGACCAGCUGGCUGCUUGUCAUUUACUGGUACUGCUGUCAUUGGCACAACCAUCCCAUCAGCAGGACACUUAAAGCUCAUGCACAGCUUCCUUAUUCCACCUCUGGCCAUGUGGCAGCCAGCAUCAACAGAGAGUUCAGACGAAUAGACAAAGUUGUGACAGGAGUGCCUGGAGCCCGAGUUAUUGUUACAGAUAGCUGGAUACUGAAGGUGACCACAUAUCACAUUGACAUGGCCUUACAAAGUGAUUGUCAUGUGACCGUGACAGAUUCCAGGCAGCAUCAGCUGAGCCCAGAUUCACCUUCCCCCAUAGAGAUCCUGAGCUUGAGGGUGGAGAGCAUUAACCCUACAGUCAGACCAUUCAAUAUUAGUCUUAACUCAACAGAUUAUACUGAUUUGAGGGUAAAGCUCCGAGCUCCCAUCAGAACUUCUCCCAAUGUUGUGAUCCACCAAACAAUGAGUGAACUCUUUCUGGAAACCUUCAGAGCUCAGGUGGAGCUCAAUCAACGAUACACACUCCCCAGUGGGCAGGAAGUGGAACCCUGUAUCGGCUGCAUGCAAGUUCCAGCAAGUACCAAGUUGGUUAGACUCUGCCAAACAGCAGGAAUAGACAAUGAAUCAGAGUGCCAGCAGUGUUUCUGCAGACCCAUGUGGUGCCUCUUUUGUUUGGGUCGAUGGUUUGCCAGUCGCCAGGACCAACAAAGACCUCAGACUUGGUUAUCCAGCAAGGUUCCCUGCCCUACAUGCAGAGCCAAAUUCUGCAUACUAGAUGUUUGUAUGGUCCACUGACCCACAAUAUUAAAAUGACAUAUUCUCAGAUAAACCCACAUCUGUGUCAAGCAAAGAAGCCAUAUAGCAGCACCGAACGGGACACUGCCUUCAUUAUGUGGCCUUACUCAUGAACUACAAAUGUAUUCUACCGUCUCAAAUGAUCUACAACAUUCAGAUCACAUACCCUACAAAAUAAGAACCUUCAUAUCAUAUUUUUCACAUCAGGUAAUUGCUGUUUUGGGCUUUAUAUGACUGGUUUAUAACCUGUCAUAUAAACAGUCAUAUAUAUAUAUAUGUACACACACACACAAUUAGGUUCAAAAUAAUAGCAGUCCCACAUUACUAGCAAGAUAAAUCACUGUUUUUGUUUAAAUUACAACUUCUACACUGCAAGUAAUUCUCUAGGAGGUUUAGUAAUGGUAUAGAAAACCAACAGGCAUGAUAUGCAAGCUGCUGAUUCUGUGAAACUGAAUCAUUUACUGAAAGGGAUGUGUUCAAAAAAUAGCAGUGCUGAGUCCAAUUAGUGAGGUCAUUGAUUAUGUGGAACCCCCCCCCCCCCCC
Molecule: messenger RNA, 1690 nt
Organism: Xiphophorus hellerii (green swordtail)
Lineage: Eukaryota; Metazoa; Chordata; Actinopteri; Cyprinodontiformes; Poeciliidae
Gene: tmem129
Product: transmembrane protein 129, E3 ubiquitin protein ligase
Exons: 7
Coding region: 47-1147 (366 amino acids)
Biological process (GO): protein ubiquitination
Cellular component (GO): endoplasmic reticulum; membrane
Molecular function (GO): ubiquitin protein ligase activity
Source: RefSeq, a predicted model, not a curated record